ACUGCUCUGGUGCUGUGUUUUUGGGAUUUUAGGGCAUUCCACGCCCUCUUGACAGGUUUAGAGCAGAAGUUGCUCAAACAAAUACGAGCAUCCCAAUAAAGAGUGACCCUGCUGUCCCCAAGGAGGCAGAACAGCACAGGGAACACUUGGGUGCCCUUUGCUUCCUUCCCUUUCCCUCACUCCCACGGCCCUGCAGGGCACAGCCCGUCCUCUCCUUGUCCCCAUAAGCCUUUCCCCCAGCUGUGUCAGCCCCAGACCGGGUUUCAUCACUUUCCUCACAGUCACAGGCCACAAAACCCACGCCUUUUCCUCAGAACUGCUGAUGUGGGGGAGCAGCCAGGACAGGAAUGAAGCUGUGGUCGCUGGAGCUGCUGAGCGACGCCUUGGCCAUCACCUCUCCUCACCACUGCUCCCACUGCCCUUAUCCAGGCAGAACCUCAGCCCAGCGGGGAUUAGGAGAGCAGGAGCUUUGGGAAAAUCCCUUUUCCUGUGAAAUCAAACAAAAGCCAGAGAUAAGUCUGAUGUACCCUGGUGGGUACAGCCACCCUGGCUAAAAGCAGAAGUGGCCAUGGGCAUCAGCUGCAGUUUGGGAUUGACCACAAACCCCAGCCCCAGCAGCAUGGAGAGGCUUCGAUCAUCUGAUAGGGGCCUGCCCAUGGAUGCCAGCAAGAAGGUGGAUCUGAAAAUCAUCAUCAUCGGAGCUCUGGGCGUGGGCAAGACCUCCCUGCUGCACCAGUACGUGCACAAGACGUUCUACGAGGAUUACCGCACCACGCUGGGCGCCAGCAUCCUCACCAAGGUCCUCGCCGUGGACAGCACCCCCCUGAAGCUGCAGAUCUGGGACACAGGGGGACAGGAGCGAUUCCGGUCCAUGGUGUCGACCUUCUACAAGGGCUCAGACGGCUGCAUGCUGGCCUUCGACGUGACAGACAGGGAGUCCUUCGAGGCCCUGGACAACUGGAGAGAUGAUUUCCUGGAGAAGGUCAUUCCCAGGGACCAGGAUUUCCCCAUGGUGGUGCUGGGGAACAAGAUAGACCUCAGUGACCGGCAGGUGCCCAAGGAAACGGCCUCAGCCUGGUGCAAGGAGAAGGACAUCCCGUAUUUCGAGGUCAGUGCCAAGAACAACAUCAACGUGGCCGAGGCUUUCGAGACCCUCGCGAAGCAGGCGCUGAGCACGGCUGGAGCGCAGACCUCUGCACAGCUCCGGGCAGCACCUCCUGCCACAUCUGCAGCCCCGCAGCAGCGGCCGCCCUCCCGAGGCGCAGAGAUGAGCCAGGCCAGGCCUCGCUAUGCCAUCGAACGCCCUGCCUACUCUGUCAGCCUCUUCGACGAGGAGUUUGAGAAGAAAACCAGAACUUACCCCGUCGGGGAGAAACUGAGAAACCUCUUCAGAUGUUCAGCUUCCAGGUUCAAGCUCACCCUCUUCCGCCUGUUCCCCAUCCUGGCGUGGCUCCCCAAGUACAAAAUCAAGGAUUACAUCCUGCCUGAUGUCCUGGGGGGGCUCAGCGCAGGGACAAUCCAAGUGCCACAAGGGAUGGCAUUCGCCCUCCUGGCCAACCUGCCUCCUGUCAACGGGCUCUACUCCUCCUUCUUCCCCCUGAUCACCUACUUCUUCCUCGGGGGCAUCCAUCAGAUGGUGCCAGGGACUUUUGCUGUCAUCAGCAUUAUCGUUGGCAACAUCUGCAAUGAGCUGGCCCCAGAGUCGGACUUCCAGUACUUCAACCACACCAGCAACGAGACCAGAGUGAACACCACGGCCCUGGAGGCUGCCAGGCUGGAGAUCUCUGCCACCCUGGCCUGCCUGACAGCCAUCAUACAGCUGUGCCUGGGCUUCCUGCAGUUUGGCUUCGUGGCCAUCUACCUGUCAGAGUCCUUCAUCAGGGGCUUCAUGACGGCGGCGGGGCUGCAGAUCCUCAUCUCCGUGCUCAAGUACGUCUUCGGCUUGACAGUGCCGUCUUACACCGGGCCCUUAGCUAUCGUCUACACAUUCAUUGACAUUUGUAAAGGUCUGCCCCAAACCAACCUGGCCUCCCUGGUCUACGCCUUGGUCAGCGCUGUGCUGCUGAUCCUUGUCAAGGAGCUCAACCUGAAGUACAUGAAGAAGAUCCGGAUGCCCAUCCCGAUGGAGAUCAUCAUCGUGAUCGUGGCCACCGCAAUCUCCGGCAGCUUCAACAUGCCCGACAAGUACGGCAUGCCAAUAGUGGGGAAAAUCAGCAUGGGGUUCCCAGAGCCCACCCUGCCCCUGGUGAGCAGGUGGAAGGACAUGGUGGGCACGGCUUUCUCGCUUGCCAUCGUGGGCUACGUGAUCAACCUGGCCAUGGGGAGGACCCUGGCAGCCAAGCAUGGCUACGACGUGGACCCCAACCAGGAAAUGCUGGCCCUGGGCUGCAGCAACUUCUUUGGAUCCUUCUUCAAAAUCCACGUGAUCUGCUGUGCUCUCUCUGUCACCCUCGCCGUGGACGGGGCAGGAGCAAAAUCCCAAGUGGCAAGUUUCUUUGUGGCUCUGGUGGUCAUGGUGACAAUGCUGUCCCUGGGAAUCUACCUCGAGCCUCUUCCAAAGUCCGUGCUGGGAGCCCUCAUCGCUGUGAACCUGAAAAACUCCCUCAAGCAGCUGGCUGACCCCUUCUACCUGUGGAAGAAGAGCAAGCUGGACUGUCUGGUCUGGCUCGUGAGUUUCCUCUCCGCGUUCUUCCUGAGCCUCCCCUACGGCGUGGCGGUGGGCGUGGGCUUCUCCGUGCUCGUCGUGGUUUUCCACACCCAGUUCCGCAACGGCUCUGCCCUGGGCCAGGUGACUUCCACUGACAUCUACAAGAACCCCAAAACCUACAACAAGGUCCAUGAAGUGAAUGGGAUUAAAAUCAUCACCUACUGCUCGCCGCUGUAUUUUGCCAACUCAGAGAUAUUCCGGGAGAAAAUUAUAGCCAAGACAGGGGUGGAUCCUGGCAAGGUGUACUUGGCCAGGAGGAAAUUUGUGAAAAAGCAGGGGAAGGGCACAGCACAACCACCAGCAAAGCUCCCAAAAUUCCUGCUGAAGGAGAACAAGACCUUGUCUUUGCAAGAGCUGCAGAAGGACUUUGAGAGCGCCUCUCCAACAGACACCAACAACAACCAGACCACUGCCAACGGUGCCAGCAUCUCCUACGUCACAUUCCGCCCUGCUGCCCCCGGGGCUGGGCCAGGGCAGAGCCCUGGGGAGCUGGGCAGCAGCAGCACCCUGCAGGGCAGCACCCUCAGCGUCCUGCCCGCGGCAGAGCCCGACCCUGUGCUGACAGCACCGCCCUACCUCAGCUUCCACACCAUCAUCCUGGACAUGAGCGGGGUGUGCUUCGUGGAUCUGAUGGGCACAAAGGCGCUGAGCAAGUUGUGUUCCAGUUACCAGAAGAUUGGGAUCAAAGUGUUCUUGGCAAACGUGCAUGCCCAGGUGUACGAUGACAUCAGCACAGGGGGAGUGUUUGAGGAAGGAGGCCUGGACAGAAGUCACAUCUUCCUGACCAUCCACGAUGCUGUUUUGUUUGCACUGGCCAGCAUCAGGGAAUUUGUCCACCCGCCCAUCUUGGAAGAGAGGCCAACCCAAACAGAGCUCUCCAUCUAUGACGAGUCUGUGGACGAGGGCAGUGCAGAGUACAAGAACCUGGAGGAGGAGAUGUUUGGGAGCAUGUUCCACUCAGAGACCCAGACAGCUCUGUGAGCACAGCGAGCGCCGGGCAAACCCUGCAGAGGAGACUCCUCUCUCCCACCCCUCCGUGGAGAGCUGUGCUUCUGCCUGGGGACACGACGGGUUUGCAACGAGGCCAUCACCCUCCAGAGCUGCCAGAUCCUCCCUCCUCCCUGCUCUGCUCGUGGCACUCUGAGCAGGCAGAGCCAGCUGGGGCAGCAGGAGCUCGGGAGAUGCCAUCUCGUGGAUUCUCAGCUGCAGGCAGGGGCCUGAGCUCAGGGGAUGCUCAGCCACCCUUUGCCCCUCACCAUCCUCUGCCCAGCUGGAAUUGCAUCGCCUGGCCAUCCUGCUCCUCGCCUUUCCCUCCUCCCUGUUUCCCCACGAAGUGAAACCCCAGCAAACGCUGAAAGCCUCUCAGGGUUCACUUCAGGAGGUGUGGCAGGGCAGCUCUGCCAGCUGCUGCUGCUCUCUGAUGUGCACUGACCCGGGGGCUGGACUGCAGCCCUCCAAUCUCCCUGCGUUCUCUGCAGCCUCUGCCUCUCCUCUUCUGUGCCCCAGCAUCCCAAAAAUCACUGCCUCGGACCACUGCUGUGUUUCUGGCACCCCAAAGACCUCAGGACUCUCUCAGCAGGGCUAAAUUCUGAAAUACAUCUAUUUUUUCUUACUAAUAGGACAGGUGUGUGCUCAGAAAUAAGAAUUAUGUGCACAUUGUCCUGCCUGCCCAGUGGGUUGAGUACAUGAAAACAGAUUCUAUUUUUAAAAAGCUAUUUCUAUUUUAAUACUCUAAAAUGCUACAAAUAUAAGCAAGCUUUAGUGUAUGGUUUUGAAGGACACAGACGUUGUUGAGCUGAUUGCUGAAGGCUUCCUGGGGCUUCUCUGCAGCUCCCACAUGUCUCAUUUUUAAGGAAAAUAGAGCUUCCUGAACCAUCCUUGCUAGACAGUCACUGAAGGGAACAACAGCACAGCCUGCCAGCUUGGUUUUAUGUCACAUCUCAAUAACCAAGUCACCACUUCUCUACCUCAAUUUCUGAUUAUGUGGUGCAGGAGAGUAAUAAAACCAAAGGAGGGCAGAAAACCCCACUAGCUGAUGGUUAUGACUUAUUUUAGUCUGAGACAACAGUGGUUUCUCCAGAAAUCUCCAUGUAUAGCUUGUUUUACAAGGUAAAAGCAAGAGAUUAAGCCUCUUAAAUGAUCUUUGAGGGUGAUUCCUCAUGGCCUUUUGUACUGCCUGAGUGCUCCUUUAAAAAAGUGAUAAUUUUGAAAGAAAGACGACGAAGAAAUUGGUGUAGAGCAA
Messenger RNA from Passer domesticus (house sparrow), 4949 nucleotides. Its product is annotated as ras-related protein Rab-7b-like. Bases 569 to 3688 code for a protein of 1039 amino acids. Gene Ontology annotation, biological process: phagosome-lysosome fusion; endosome to lysosome transport; transmembrane transport. Gene Ontology annotation, molecular function: oxalate transmembrane transporter activity; GTP binding; GTPase activity. The transcript has 26 exons. The record is from RefSeq and is a predicted model, not a curated record. NCBI's taxonomy places the organism in Eukaryota, Metazoa, Chordata, Aves, Passeriformes, Passeridae. Gene Ontology annotation, cellular component: lysosome; phagocytic vesicle; plasma membrane.